Messenger RNA from Clonostachys byssicola, 2127 nucleotides. NCBI's taxonomy places the organism in Eukaryota, Fungi, Ascomycota, Sordariomycetes, Hypocreales, Bionectriaceae. The record is from the annotation of a GenBank genome assembly.
AUGCCAGUCGUGAUAGCGCCAGCGCCAAGCAACGCUCCAGCUGGCGCCAAGGAGCAGGGGCAGAACGCGUCUCUCGCAAUACCACCUCUCGCAUAUGCGUGCCAGUCCUGUGUCCGAAGGAAGGUCAAGUGCGACAGGGCCUCACCUAUCUGCUCGAGCUGCACCAAGGCGAAACUGGACUGUGUCUACCGCGCGCCUCCGCCGCCGAGACCGCGGAAAAGGAAGCCUAUUCCUUCAGAAGAUGUGAUUACUGUGGAUGACGCGCAUGAUGGCCUUCGUCCGAGUCCCCAAGAGAGAAUCCGCCAUGAAGAUUCUACUUCAGCCACAAAUAGCGCCGUCUUGUCAGCGGCAAUAGGACCAUAUCAGUCUUCAUCGCCCCGGAUUUCUGGCCCUUCCGCCGAUACAACCAGCACCAGUUCUUCUGUUGAAAACCCGCGAACUGAAAGCUCACGCGGAGGAAAGCUGCUUUCGGGAAAUGGCAAAUCCCGAUAUGUCAAAAGCCGCCUUUGGCUCGAUGCUGGCGACAUGGAUAUGCGUGAGCUCGCCAGGCACGGCGACCACAAUGCAGAGGCUCUCGCUGGCCAGAGUUACUCCACAGGUGCCGCGACUGCCUUGUCGGACCCGUUAUCUGACAUGCUCCUCGGCGUCUCACAAGGUCUUGGCCCCUAUCACCCAAGCCAUCUGGAUGCCAUGAAGUUAUGGGCGGCACAUGUUAGCAAUGUUGAUCCUCUGUGCAAGCUUUUGCACAUCCCAUCGGCAGCCAAGAUGGUCGAAUCAGUUUCUCGGCAGCUCUCCAUUGCCUCCAAGGCCCAGGAGUGCCUGCUCUUCUCAAUUUAUCACUCUGCUGUGUUCUCCAUGGCAGAAGAGGAGUGCUUGGUUCAGUUCAACAGAUCGAGAUCUGACUUGCUGGCUAUGUACCAAGCAGCAGUACGGCAAGCACUUGUCAACGCGUCGUGGCUCCAGACGACUGAAAUGCUUAUUCUGCAAGCUUAUGUCCUCUUUCUCAUCGUCAUGCGUACGGAAAUGGACCCUCAUACAUAUUGGAUUCUUACUGGGGUAGCAGUCCGCAUUGCGCAACGCAUGGGGAUCCAUCGUGAUGGCGAGGCUGAUGGGCUGUGUCCUUUCGAUGUGGAAAUGCGACGCAGGCUUUUCUGGCAGCUUCUUCCGCUCGAUGCCCAAGUAGGUCAGAUUUCAGGGAGCGGCAUAUCAAUACUCCCUGGUAGCUGGGAUACCAAGCCGCCGCUUAACAUCAACGAUGAUCAGAUUUACCCGGGGAUGAAGGAGCCGCCUCAGGCCCAAAAGGGCGCCACCGAGAUGAUACUCUAUCUCGUUAAAGCAGAGCUCUCGAACCUCUUCGCGCGGACAGGAGUCACAGUAAGGAACUAUGGCCCUUCCCUUGAGAUUAAGAGUGGGAAGGAGAUUGAAGAUCUCAUGGACGAGGUCGAAACAACCAUUGAGAUGAAUUACCUCCGAUACUGUGAUAUUACCAAUCCACUCCAGUUCUUCACUCUUGGAAUAGCGAGAUCUGCUGCCAGCAUCGUGCGACUUCGCAACCGAAUGUCUCCGCGCGCAAAUGAGGACAUCGACAACACAAAACUAAGGGAGCUUUGCGUGUUAGCUCAUAAGAUUCUUGACACGGACAGCGCUAUAUAUAGGAACCCAUCGACUAGAAAAUUUCACUGGCAAAUAAAAGGGUUCUUUUUGUGGGAUGCAUUGAAGUGUAUUCUAACCAGCCUGGCUAGACCUGACUUCUAUCCUCCUGCGGAGCUUGACGCAACAUGGGAGAAGAUGGCAAACUUUUAUCAGGAUCACAGGGAGGUCGCCGAAGCCAAGGGAGCUAUCCGGAAAUUAAUAGUCAAGGCUACACUUGACGCAUGGAGAGUGAACCCCCCUACUCUUUCAUCUCCUGAGCCGGACUUCAUUGUGAUGCUGAGUUCUCAGGCGCCCAGUCACCAAGCUACUCAGUUACAGGGAUUGAGCAACGAGCAAGGUCCGUCCGAUGGGGGGGCUACUGGCUUUACAUCGAUGGACGCGAUUGAUAGCCACUUUGAUGUUGGCGAUAUUGGCUUUGGCGACGAGUUGAAUCUCAGUGUGGCGGACUGGAUGUUUUGGUACCAGUCUGCUUAG